AUGCAGCUCCAGGUCGGCAAGCCCGUCGCCGGCGCAGAGCACUACAACGGCAUGGUCGACUGCUUCCGCAAGAUCAUCGCAAAGGAAGGCGCCGGCCGCCUGUACCGCGGCCUCGUGCCGCCCCUCAUGCUCGAGGCGCCAAAGCGUGCCGUCAAGUUCGCCGCCAACGACUUUUGGGGCAAGACGUUCAAGACGACGUUCGGCGUCGACAAGAUGACCCAGGGCCUGUCGAUCCUGACGGGCUGCAGCGCGGGCGCCACCGAGAGCAUCGUCGUCGUCCCGUUCGAGCUCGUCAAGAUUCGCCUCCAGGACAAGAACAGCACGUACAAGGGCCCGAUGGACGUCGUCGGCCAGAUCAUCAAGAAGGAGGGCCUCUUGGGCAUGUACGCCGGACUCGAGCCCACCUUUUGGCGGCACGUCAUGUGGAACGGCGGCUACUUCGGCUGCAUCUUCCAGGUCCGCAGCCUCAUGCCCAAAGCCCAGACCAAGUCGGCGCAGCUCUUCAACGACUUUGUCUCGGGCGCGGUCGGCGGCUUUGUCGGUACCGCCUUCAACACGCCCUUCGACGUCGUCAAGUCGCGCGUCCAGAACUCGAUCAAGGUUGCAGGUCAGGCGCCCAAGUACAGCUGGACGUUCCCCUCCCUCUUGCUCAUCGCUCGCGAGGAGGGUUUCGGCGCCCUCUACUCGGGCUUCCUCCCCAAAGUGCUCCGACUCGCGCCCGGCGGCGGUGUCCUCCUCCUCGUCGUCGAGUUCACUCUCGGCGUCUUCCGCAAGCAGCUCGGUCCUCCGUAUUUGUAA
Molecule: messenger RNA, 798 nt
Organism: Rhodotorula graminis WP1
Lineage: Eukaryota; Fungi; Basidiomycota; Microbotryomycetes; Sporidiobolales; Sporidiobolaceae
Exons: 6
Coding region: 1-798 (265 amino acids)
Source: RefSeq, a predicted model, not a curated record